This is a messenger RNA of Cylas formicarius (sweet potato weevil), 2872 nucleotides long. RefSeq names its product proton-coupled amino acid transporter-like protein pathetic. Gene Ontology annotation, biological process: amino acid transmembrane transport. The transcript is spliced from 10 exons. Gene Ontology annotation, molecular function: amino acid transmembrane transporter activity. The record is from RefSeq and is a predicted model, not a curated record. Lineage: Eukaryota; Metazoa; Arthropoda; Insecta; Coleoptera; Brentidae. Gene Ontology annotation, cellular component: vacuolar membrane. Bases 278 to 1669 code for a protein of 463 amino acids.
CAGGUAGACCACUUUUCGUUUGGCUGCCGGUCGGGUACUGCUGCAGUACUUUUACUGCUUACCGCCGCCGUAGCCGUAUACACCUGAGACGAUCUGAUCGAUUUAAAUUGUUGUAUUGACGGGCGACUUUUACAAUUCGUGUGUAUGUGUUUUAUAGUGUCAGUGGGUUCUUUGCGCGGCAUCGUCAACUAUCGGAUGAGACUGUUUUAUUUCCUUUUAAUUCACGACGGUGUGCCUAAUUGACCGAUUUCUGAUUCGGAGCAGCUAGAAUUGAACCAUGACGGAGAAGAAAGAGAAAUAUCCAUCGACGUUUACUAUAGAGAAUUUCAGUUCCACAGCGACUCUCGCCAACAAUGAUCAAAUCAAAAUUCCUAUCGGCAGUAGCGAUAAAUUGGGCGAAAAAGAAUAUAAUCCGUAUGAACAUAGAGUCAUCGAACAUCCCAAUACUUUCUUCGGGGCAGUGGUACAUCUGUUGAAAAGUUCAUUAGGCACCGGAAUAUUAGCUAUUCCUAGAGCGUUUAAAAGUGCCGGAUUAAUCGUUGGCCUGUUCGGAACUAUAUUUAUAGGAGUCAUGUGUACACACACGAUACAUAUAUUGGUAAAGGCGUCACAGAAAGUCUGUACCAGGGCGAAACUACCCAGUUUGGGAUUUGCUGAGACUGCGGAGGAGGUGUGCAGACAGGGGCCAGCGCCCUUACGGGGAUGGGCGACAUUCGCCAAAAAUUUCGUAGAGAUAGCCCUAGUUUUGACGUACUACUGUGGUAAUGCAGUUUACGUGGUAUUCAUCACAGAAUCGUUGACAAAACUCUUCGCCCCGUAUUUCCCAGAAACGGCAUCAUGGGACCAGUAUUUUAAGCUAAUGAUUUUAGUACCUCUCAUCUUGUGUUGCCAAGUGAGGGAGUUAAAGCAUCUGGUGCCAUUCUCAUUUAUAGCCAACACAUCCAUGAUCAUAGCGUUUAGCAUUACUCUGUAUUACACGUUUGCGCAACUGGCUGAAGUGAAGGUGUCAGACAGAAAUUUGGUUACUACUCCAGCGGGCAUUCCUUCAUUCUUCAGCACCGUGAUCUUCGCAAUGGAAGGAAUAGGUACAAUAAUGCCUGUGGAAAAUUCUAUGGAGAAACCCCAGUUUAUAGGAUGCCCAGGAGUAUUGAACUCAGCCAUGACGGCAGUAGUACUUCUUUUCUCGGCUAUAGGAUUCUUCGGGUAUUUGAGUUUUGGUGAAGAAACGCAAGCAACCAUCACGACCAAUUUGCCCUCUGAAGAGAUACCUGCGCAAGUCGUCCAGGCUAGCAUAUCGCUUGCAGUGUUCUUCACGUUCAUGCUACAGUUCUAUGUACCAUUGGACAUCACGUGGAGAAGGAUCAAGGAUAAAAUUCCACAAAAUAGGCAUAAUAUCAGCCAAAUAUUGUUAAGGACGGGAAUAGUGAUAUUUAUUACAGGAAUAGCAGCAGCAGCUGGCCACCAUUUGGAUGCGCUCAUCGACUUGGUUGGGGCAGUUUUUUUCUCGACUUUGGGGCUUUUAGUCCCUGCCGUUAUCGAAAUUAUAGUAGAUUGGGAUGGCGAUUGGGGAGUGCUUUAUUGGCGUCUGAUUAAAGACCUCGCAAUUAUAUGCUUGGCUAUUUUCGGGCUGAUUUCUGGCAGCUACUCGGCUAUUCAAUCUGUUUUAUAAGUUAUAUUGUGUAUAGGUACGGGUUAAUAUAGGUGAGAACUGUGCGCAUAAGCAUAAGCAUAAUUGUACCUGUUUAUGUUGUUCAUUUGCUGAUAAUCAAGGGAUUAUAAGAAAAUUACUUGGCUUUUGGCAUGGAGGGCAAACCGAUAUAAUGAAAGAUGCUUUUAGUUUUCCUUUGGAAUUAAAUGACAAAUUGUGACGCCUGUGUGUAAUUUGUCUGACGCUUAUAUAUUUGUUGUGUCUGUAAAAUUGGUUAAAAUUUAUAUAUUAACAGAUUUCAAUUUUAUUUCUUAUUGCUGCAUUUUUCCAGUAUUCUGGGUACUGGUUGUCGAUACAGUAAUAACAUUUGCGAUAUACAGGGUGUUUUAGUUAACGCUAUCGCCGCCUGUUGUCUUUAUUCGGUUCUAAAACUUGGAACUGCUUCCGUCCUUCCUGUUAGAAACGUUAUGAAGCAAUUCCAACCGAUGACCGCUCUUAGUCCCGAACAAGGGCGACAGUUCGUUAUACUGGAUGUAUACAAAAGUAUCAAACAAUCUGAUUGCGCUUUCAAUUCAUAUUUCAUAUAUCUAACUGGUGUGGUUUUUGAAAUAAAAGCAGUUUUCUAAUAAAUUAUUAAUGAAAAAUUGACAAUAGUUAUUGCAUUUGCACACCAUUUUUUUAUUAGCCAGUAUUUAAAAAGUGAUGAAAAAAGCAUUGAAUUAAACGUGAAAGUGAAGUUGUGCAGAAUCUUCAUAGAGGAAGGCAUAUGAAUAUAUUUUACAAAAAUGAUCAGAACAAUGGACCAACAUGCAAUUUGUUUUACGUUUACCUAACAUAAUCUUUAUUAAAAUUGAGUUUCAGUUGUGACAAUAUGAAAAAACAAUGGUUGAUACCUCUUUAGAAUAAAAUUUCAUGUGAUUUUGGGCAAAUAUUGAUAUAAAAAUAACAAUAGCUUGUUCAGGAAAACCAAUGUUACAUUGUCACUACAUCAUCUAAAUAUUGUUCGUUUUUGCCUUGCAACUAACACAGUAUACACCAAGCACAUUUAACAUUAAUUCUACAAGGAAUAAAUUCAUUCUAGGUAUCGCCGCUGCCGCUGGUCACCAUUUAGAUUCCUUGAUCGAUUUGGUGGGCGCCAUUUUUCUGUCCACUCUGGGAUUGCUCGUACCAGUAAUCAUCGAUGUCAUCGUACUCUGGGACGAAGGUUACGGUUGGUUUUAUUGG